This is a messenger RNA of Lithohypha guttulata, 1170 nucleotides long. RefSeq lists its product as uncharacterized. The coding region runs from base 1 to 1170 and encodes 389 amino acids. The record is from RefSeq and is a predicted model, not a curated record. The transcript is spliced from 2 exons. NCBI's taxonomy places the organism in Eukaryota, Fungi, Ascomycota, Eurotiomycetes, Chaetothyriales, Trichomeriaceae.
AUGAGCAAUCGGCCGGGCCGUCCCUCUGGGGAUGACCCAAUAGGCGAUUCUUCUCCUUCGGGAGCUUGUGCUGCUGCUCAGCAAAAUCCUUCUUUUUAUACUCCUUCGGGAGUUAACCCUUCGGGAGUUACUGGUGCUGCUGCUCAGCAUGAUCCUUCUUCUUUUGCUUUUUCUGCUUCGGCAGGUCCAAGUGCUGGUUUACAGCAAGAUCCUUCAAUUUCGACUUCUUCAGAUGUCGCACGUGCCGGUUUACGGCAAGAUCCUUCCUCCUCGAUCCCCUUACGAAUCGCUGCCGCCUCUUCUCAAGGUCCAUCUUCGAAGCGAGGUGCUCCCUCAAGUAUCGGGAGCCAAUUGAACAAGCUGGCUAAGAGAUUCGGUCCAAUCAACGUCGAUGGGCUUUCUGUGGCGGCAAUGAGAGCAUCGGUCGAAAAGGAACUGGAGCGGGCCAAGGGUGUAAAGGAUGAAGUCCCUCCCACCAGCAACAAUGGGUCGGAUGGUUCUCAAUCCAAGGACCCAGCAAAGAGAAUAAGUUACCUAGAGGGAUUUGCAAAGAGAAGACAGAAGGAAAUCGAAGAACUGGAGGAAAUUUGCGAGCAGCAACUUUCCGAGCUUAAGGACCAGGAUCAAGAGCUUGAUGAGAAGGACCAAGAGAUUGAAGAGAAGGACGAACAGCUCAAGGAACAGCGUCAACUGAUUGAGCUACUGUAUCGAGAGAUUGUGGAAAAGGACCACAAGAUCAGAGACCUAGAUCUGAGCCUAAACACCAUGGCCACAUUUGUUCCUGAAGAUCGAUUGCCGAAAUGUAAAGCUGCUAUUGCGCAGUUCACAACAGGAGUCAUACUGGAUCGAUUUUCAACAUCCGAAUACCCAGACGACGACAACGACAGCGAAAAUCCUCCCUGGACAAACGACGGUGUCGGCGGUAUCUGUAUUGAGCCUGAGGAGCAGGAACCGCGACUGGACAUAGCUACCCACACUUCUACGGUGCCUGCGCCAGUGAUGGAGACGCAGGGUGGAUUUGUUAUUCACCCGAAAAAGUCGAAGCCUGCUCCAAAGAAAGGAAAGAAAAAGGCAUCUCGAUCGUCUGCCAAGUCCAGACAGCACAGAAGCGAUCACGAAGACCCAGCGACCUUAGAUGCUCCGCCAGCGUCGCUACCAGAACGUGACUAG